This is a messenger RNA of Boeremia exigua, 1323 nucleotides long. RefSeq lists its product as uncharacterized. Gene Ontology annotation, cellular component: actin cortical patch. Gene Ontology annotation, biological process: actin cortical patch localization; actin cortical patch assembly; endocytosis. Gene Ontology annotation, molecular function: Arp2/3 complex binding. The transcript is spliced from 6 exons. The record is from RefSeq and is a predicted model, not a curated record. NCBI's taxonomy places the organism in Eukaryota, Fungi, Ascomycota, Dothideomycetes, Pleosporales, Didymellaceae. Bases 1 to 1323 code for a protein of 440 amino acids.
AUGGCAUUUGAGGUGUCGUACAACCUCGAGAAUGAGCAACAGUUCUGGGAUGAGCUCGACGACAUUGUGUCAACACGAUGCCGGGACGAAGAGAGUAUAGAUAACUCUCUGCGCGCAUUUCUCAACGUCACCACGAGCUACAGAUCCGAGUACCUUGAAACCGACUACAGUGUGGCGAAAUGCAUCUUUCGAGUGUUGGAGGGCGAGCUCUUCAAAACACAUAAACAAUAUGUGCGCCGACAGAUGAUCUACUGUCUUCUGCAGGAGGAAGAUAACCCUACCAUUCACCUAGUCGCAGCCCUCCUGUUGUACGACGGCCGAAAUAGCGGAGACGAUGUUCUUUUCGACAUGAUGCAUACCGAAGGCAGCUUUCCACGACUCGUGGAACUAGUACAAGCCGAUGAUGUGCAAGAAGACACGAGACUACAUCAAAUGCUUCUGGAACUCCUGUACGAGUCUUCUCGAGUACAGAGGCUUGAUUGGGAAGACUUUGCCGCGGUUACCGAUAACUUCAUCCUGUACCUCCUAGGGAUUAUCGAAGGCGCCUCAGAUGAUGCCGAAGACCCGUACCAUUAUCCAGUCAUUAGAGUUCUGCUGGUCAUGAACGAGCAAUACCUGGUAGCCUCCACCAGCCACCACAAAGAUGGCCGUCCCCCAGUGACCAACCGGCUGCUCAAAGCAUUGUCAAGUCAUGGUAUGACAUACAAGACUUUUGGGUGUAAUCUGAUUCUUCUUCUCAACCGAGAGUCAGAAACCUCGCUUCAACUACUGAUUCUCAAGGUGCUGUAUCUUCUCUUCGGCAACCCUUCAACCGCCGAAUAUUUCUACACGAAUGACCUACACGUACUGAUCGAUGUGAUUCUCCGAAACCUCAUCGACCUUCCACACGAUUCGAGCGCAGCCAACGCUCUGCGACAUACGUACCUUCGCGUCCUUCACCCCAUCUUGACGAACAGUCAGAUCAGCAAGCCACCACAUUACAAGCGCGAAGAUAUCCUCAGGCUCCUUCACCUUCUUGUGACUAGCGGCAAUCACUUUGCGCCAGUAGAUGAGACAACUCAGCGCCUUGUUGUACGAUGCACCAGCGUGCCAUGGUUGCAAUCGACGGCUGCGAGAAACAACUCGGCUUCUGGUGGUAAUGACAGUGCAACAUCACCUAUCGACCACCUCGCCAAUGGCCAGAAGGAGCUGGCGCGGCGUGCUCUGGGCAUGAGCGUACAGGACGGCGGCGAGAGCUCAACGAGCGUUCUUGAGAUCGCUUCUCACACAGAAAAGCCGGGCGUCCAGACCCCCAGCAUCGCACAUCCAGAGCUGGCAUCGUAG